This is a messenger RNA of Schistosoma turkestanicum, 1537 nucleotides long. The record is from the annotation of a GenBank genome assembly. Lineage: Eukaryota; Metazoa; Platyhelminthes; Trematoda; Strigeidida; Schistosomatidae.
CACAAUUCAUUUUCAUGUUUCCAAGAUUGUAGAAUAAUGAUAAUAUAUAUUCAGCAUUGGAUGCAUAUAUAGCGGAAAUACGGUGAAUGGGCUACAUGGUUUCGGGUCGGGUUCUAAGUGCUUUUGUCUUUGGAGUCGGGUUUUUGUGUGGAUAUUAUUUUCACAUUUUUCAUCUAAAGUAUCUUCGUAAAAAGCAAAACUUCCUCCAGAAACGUCUCAAAGACGUUGAAGACAAACUGAGUAGUUAUUGAACCUCUAACGUGUCGGUUAGCUGUUAUUUCGUCUCUCUAUGUCCUCCCAAGUUAAGGAGGAUUUAUAUGGUGUAUCAUGGUCAAAUCCAGCGUGGAGUCACUUUCUCUGUUCAGCAAACGUUUUAGACUAUUUCUGUGACCUUUCCAAUCCCUUCUACGAUAGGCAGUGCAAUAACGAGGUUAUUCGGAUGCAAAGGCUCCAUCCUGAGCAGUUGUUAUGCAUGACAGGUGUUGAGUUUUAUCUACAUCAUGCCCAAGAACCCAUACUGUUCAUAAUACGAAAGCAGCAACGUUUAUCUCCGACUCAAGUUACCCCUUUGGCUUAUUAUUAUGUGAUUAAUGGGACAGUACUUCAAGCACCAGAUCUUUCUACCCUUCUAAACUCUCGUUUAUUGACAACGAUUGUAGGGUUGAAGAAAGUGAUCCAGACAUUGGGUCCUUGUGCUCGAUAUCAUCCUUCAGAUGGUUCCUACUCGUGGGACGAUCCUAAUGUUUUACUCGGAUAUAGUAAAGAACCAGACCAAAAUUACACAAAAUCCCCAUCUAGCUCAAAUACUGAAAAAGAGCUAUAUAAAAAUGCGAAUUUCUUUCAAGUCCAAAGAACAGAUACCUUACUCGCUGAUUGGAUUAAUCGUUUUCCUGUCCCGUCUACAAGUUUUGUUCAAAAUCUAGCUAAUUCAGGACAGAUAUCAUCCGUACCGACAGUUACUUCUGCAACUAAUGCAAGUGGAGUUGUUUCUCUUACACCAUCUCAAAGCGCAUCUACUGGAAAAGAAGAGAAUGUUCAGACGAAUUGUAAUUCUCCAGCUAAAUUGCCCACAAAGUUGCCUACACUACCCGGUGUUUCUGUAGUCCCUGGACCAUCACCAAGUACUUCGACCCAACCAUCACUGCUUGUAGAUAGAAAACCUCGUGUUUAGCUAUAAUUUGUUUCAAUGUUACUAUCAAAACUUUCACAAAUAUGUAUGCUUUGGUUUAGCGUUAUUUGAACUCCCAUCAAAUUAUUCAGCUAUCCGAAGUUUGUGUACACUGAAUUCAUUUUUACUUACUAAUACUAUGAUAACAUUAUUAACUCUGCUCGUUUAUAUGAAUAUGAAUCUUUUUCUACUGAAGUCUUUUUUUAUACACUUUUUUGGAUAUUCGGAUUUUAUCACUAACUACUUUUGAACAACUAACACUAUGAUUCUUUUACGCUACUGCAAUUGUUGUCUCUACUAACUUCUUGAAGUCCGGUAACAAUAAAAUUGUAAAUCUGUAAUCGUUUGAAAAUAUAUUUGUUCAUAAGU